Molecule: messenger RNA, 522 nt
Organism: Fraxinus pennsylvanica
Lineage: Eukaryota; Viridiplantae; Streptophyta; Magnoliopsida; Lamiales; Oleaceae
Source: the annotation of a GenBank genome assembly
AUGAGUUUUUCGCCACCAUCAACUCCUCCGCCACCACUGCCUCCACCGACGUUCCAGGUCACCGAAAAUGAUGAUUUUGCGAGAAAUGGGAGCUUCGGGGAAUCUAUUGCAGCUUUCGACAGUGCUGUGUCGAUGAAAAUGGCUCUCGAUGAUGGGGAGAUCGAGGCUAUAAAAUGGGAUUAUUCAGAUAGUGGCAUCGAGGGCGGCUACGUCAUCGACAAGGCGGAGGAAGGGGUCCCAAAGAAAGACAGAGAGAUUAUUUUUUGCUGCAAAACUGAUGGGAAGGGCUGGAAAUGCAAGAGGAAGGCAGCUGAAGGGAAUUCAUUAUGCGAGCACCAUUUAUCUUUAGUACGAAACUACAAUAACUGGGCUCCGCUUGCAGCCAAGAAAGUCGAUAAUGUGGCGGCUGACUCUCGAUUGAUCAUUUAUGAUUCCGUUGUUAGUUGCAUGCCAGCCUCUUGGACGGAAGAAAGAAGGGAAGUUACUGAGCGACAACAACAGGUUCUGUCUUUUCUGUCUUGA